Messenger RNA from Syngnathus typhle (broad-nosed pipefish), 995 nucleotides. RefSeq names its product parkinson protein 7 (gene park7). Gene Ontology annotation, molecular function: protein deglycase activity. Gene Ontology annotation, cellular component: cytosol; nucleus. The transcript is spliced from 6 exons. The record is from RefSeq and is a predicted model, not a curated record. Gene Ontology annotation, biological process: guanine deglycation, glyoxal removal; protein deglycation, glyoxal removal. The coding region runs from base 98 to 667 and encodes 189 amino acids. Lineage: Eukaryota; Metazoa; Chordata; Actinopteri; Syngnathiformes; Syngnathidae.
GCGCAAACUGGCAACCCUGCCCGAAGCUAACUUCGCACUGAAAUUAUCCUCCUUCCGUCGCGUCUUCUGUUGCACCUGACCAGCUGCAAACCUUGUCAUGGCCGGAAAAAGAGCCUUGGUCAUCCUCUCCAAGGGUGCGGAGGAGAUGGAGACCGUUAUCCCCGUGGACAUCAUGCGGAGGGCCGGGAUUACAGUGACGUUGGCAGGGCUGACGGGUAAAGAGCCCGUGCAGUGCAGCAGAAAUGUCAUGAUCUGUCCCGAUGCAAGCUUGGAGGAUGCCAGAAAACAGGGCCCCUUUGAUGUGGUGCUUCUUCCUGGGGGAAUGCCAGGGGCACAAAAUCUUGCAGAGUCUCCUGCUGUGAGCGAGGUGCUGAAGGACCAAGAUGGCAGGAAAGGCCUUAUUGCGGCCAUCUGUGCAGGUCCCACAGCCCUUUUGGCGCAUGGCAUCGGCUACGGGAGCACAGUGACCACACAUCCGGCUAUGAAGGACAAGAUGAUGGCUGGAGAUCACUAUAAAUAUUCUGAGGCUCGAGUGCAGAAGGAUGGCCAUUACAUCACCAGCCGUGGGCCCGGAACCAGUUUCGAAUUCGCCCUGGCAAUCGUAGAGGAGCUUCUGGGGGCUGAGGUUGCCGCUCAAGUCAAGGCUCCGCUCGUUAUGAAAGAGUGAGUGAGCUUCACAUCCGCUCGCAGGCCGCAACUCUGGGCACGCCCGCGCAAUCUGCUGAGUUCUAUUGUAAAAUUCUGGCAUUAUUUUUUUUAUCCAUUUUCUGCUUCAGUUCACGGAUCCAAAAAUACUCAAUUUGGGGUCUAAUUGUUGUUCAGCUAAUUUCGGUAAAAGAAAUGAGAAACCACUAAGUUUGAGAACUUCAUAAAAAACUGAAAUAGCUCCUAAAAGGGGAAAAUAUCCAGAUUUACCCGAUGAUACUAUAAGAUGACUAAUCACUGCAAAGAACAGGAUUUCUGAAUAACCUUUAAUAAAGUAGGUGUGACAGCAA